Messenger RNA from Meloidogyne enterolobii, 2451 nucleotides. NCBI's taxonomy places the organism in Eukaryota, Metazoa, Nematoda, Chromadorea, Rhabditida, Meloidogynidae. The record is from the annotation of a GenBank genome assembly.
UGGAUAUUGAUAUUGAAGGAUGUGUUGCUUUUUGGCAAUCUUUAAAAAAAGAUGUUGUUGUGGAUACACCAAAUAUGUAUCUAUAAUUAUUUAAUAAAAAUAAAUAAUUUUAGGAAAUGUUGUAAUGAUUGGGGAAGACAUAUUUUACGUACUUGGAAGAAUGCUCCAAAAUUAGAUAAAGUAAAUCAAGGAGCAGCAAAACGAGCAGAAAUUGAAACUGAAAUAAUUGAGCCGCUCUUCCAUUGUGCAAUAUUUACAAAAAAGCCUUAUUCUCAAAGAUUUCAAUGGAUAAUUGAAGCAUUUCUUGAAGACGAAAAUCCGAGUAAAAAGUUAAGGGCAAUGUUUUUUCGGUGUACACUUCCCGUUGUUCCAAAUAAUCAAGUCCGAACUGCUGCUUCUUGGAUUGUUCUCAAUUUUUUUCCUUUGCUUUCUGAUGAUGAAUUUGUCAAAGAAGAAUAUUUAAAAAGACAACAAGAAGCCAUAGAUCGAAUGUUAAUGGAUGAUUGUGUUCCUAUUCGUGUUUUUGCUCUCAAAAUGGUGCCUCGCCACCUGUGCGCUCAUUGGGAAAUUUUUCCUCGUGAAUUAAUUAAAGCUUAUUUGUCUAAGAUUGUUGACUGUCUUUCACUCGAUGCUCUACCAGAGGUCCGUGCUGCUGUUUAUGAGGGUAUUGGGAAUUUACUACCUCGUGCUGAUGCUCUUACUGCCACACAGCGUUCUUUGGAAAUUCUUGCGAAGCGGGGAACAAAUGAUAAAACAGAAAAAGUUAGAUUGACUGCUUUUCGAAUGUUGAAUAAACUACAUGGACAUCGUUAUAUUAAGUUGUUGGAUUUAAUCCCAAUGAAUAAUUUAUUGCUUCGACUCGAUUUUGAGCAUUCAAAAUCGGUGCAACGUGAAAUCGUUCAACUUCUUUUCCGCCCGUUUAUUCCAAAACAUGUUGAGGGUAUCGAUUAUAUGGAACGGUUUAAACGUGUCUUUUUAAUGUGCAAAGUAUCAAGAAAUGCUUCUUUCCAUUUACAUCAUUUAAUUUACCCACAAAAAUUGAUUGGAAUAGAAAUGGCAGGUUUUGUGAUAGGAUUAAAGUUUAAUUUUAAAUUUAAAUCCAUUUUAGUUCAUCAUAUUCGGAGUCUGUUGCUUGGAGUAAAAAUCAUUUUAAAGAAGAGUGCGGGUAUUGAAAAUGGGGGAAAUGAUACAACUGAUGUUUUAAAUAUGUCUAAUAUAUCUGGAAUUUCUACAAUGAUGGAGGAGGUACAACAAAAGAAUGGAGGCGGUGGAGAUAUUGAUGAACAAACAAAAUUACGAGUAACAAAAGAUGUCUUGGAUUCGUCAAUUGUUCUUUGGAUGGCUAUUCGUUAUGAUUUAUUUAAUGCAAAAAAUGCAAAAUAUAAUUUAGAAAUGAUUCGAAUGAUGUCAAGUAUUUUAGAUACUCUCAAUCAAUUUCCAGAUGAUUCUGCAAUAAUGGAUUCUGCUUUAGUUAUUGCGAGUCAAUUGCCUAAAGACAAAAUUGGACGAAUGUUUCUUCGUAUCAAGAACAAAAUUGAAGAAGACAAUGUAAAUCAGCAACAUUUUCUUCAUUAUGUUGAGGCACUUGCAGCUUGGGAUAUGAACAAAUUAAUUUCAAUUAUAGAAAUUGGUCUACGAAAACUUCGAAAUGCCCUUGUUGCAAUUACUGAUCCUUCAGCACUUUCUGCUACUCCAUUGAGCUCUCGUCGCCGAUUGGAGACUAAUCCAUAUAGAGAAUCACCUCCUUCCAAACGAGUUAAAGUAAAUGAUAACGUUGUCGGAGAAUUUCUACGUCCAUUAAAAUUAAUUCAAACUUUGAUUUCAAGUCCUUUGGCAAGUGAGGAAUUAAAAACAAAUUUUACCUGUCUCUCAGUUAUUCAUAAACAAUUUGGCAAAUUAUUGCUUUUACCUGGUUGGGAACAAAAAUUUGAUCCUCGAGUAUUAUUUUCUGCUUAUGAGACAUUUAACAUUUUGGCAUUGAUUACUAAAAGAAUUGAGGAGCCGUCUCGUAGAGAGUCAAUUAAUGAAGCGGAGCUUAAUUUGCCUACAAAUGAUAGAUUAUUGUAUAAUGAAUUAAAAUGGUUUGCCGACGUCAUUAAAGAAACGAGACCGACAUUUAAUGUCAUGAAAAUGUUUUUGAGAUGUGUUGAUUUACAUUUAAUUGCUGGCCAACUUACUUAUUUAAUUUUAAAUGAGACUGCGAAUAUGUUUAUUAAAUUAAAAGAAAUUUUGGAGGAUAUUUUUAAUGCCGGUCCGGUAGAAAUUGCUCUUAGAAAAAGUGUAGCAGUUCUGAAAGAAGCUUUACUGAAUUGUGAUGACCGUGAACAGGCCAAUAAAAUUAUUCAAAAUAAAAUUGAUCCACUUUUGGAUUAUUUGGAGGAAACGACUUUGGUAGAAGAAAUUGAUGAACAACAACAAAAUGAGAGAGGGGAAAGAAGUGAUGAUGAAUAA